This is a messenger RNA of Hippocampus comes (tiger tail seahorse), 2568 nucleotides long. It is a transcript of the gene cog5, whose product is annotated as component of oligomeric golgi complex 5. NCBI's taxonomy places the organism in Eukaryota, Metazoa, Chordata, Actinopteri, Syngnathiformes, Syngnathidae. Gene Ontology annotation, cellular component: COG complex. Gene Ontology annotation, biological process: intra-Golgi vesicle-mediated transport. The record is from RefSeq and is a predicted model, not a curated record. The coding region runs from base 28 to 2466 and encodes 812 amino acids. The transcript is spliced from 22 exons.
UUCUUUUCGUCGUUUACGGAAGUCAACAUGGAUAACUUGCUUCACGGCAGAGAUGCAUCUAUGAAUUCGUCAUUAAAAGACGAGUUCUACGCGGAUUUCCUGGCUGCGGAUUUCGAUGUCAAGAUUUACACAGCCCAAGCCAUCCACCACGCUGUCAUUGCUGAACAGCUGGCGAAGCUCGCACAAGGAAUCAGUCAACUUGACAAAGAGCUGCACAGCCAGGUGGUAGCCAGACAUGAGGACUUACUGGCUCAGGCAACUGGGAUCGAGUCUCUGGAAGGGGUCCUCCAGAUGAUGCAGACGAGGAUCAGUGCACUGCAGGCAGCUGUUGACAGGAUAAGAAGCAAAAUAGUUGACCCUUACAACAAGAUCGUGGCCAGGAUCACUCAGCUGAGUAGAUUACAGGUGGCCUGCGACCUUCUGCGGAGAAUUAUUCGGAUAUUGCACCUAAGCAAGAGGCUUCAGGUUCAGCUUCAGGGUGGCAGUCGGGAGAUCACAAAGGCUGCUCACAGUCUCAACGAACUCGAUUAUCUGUCACAAGGAGUUGAUUUGAGUGGCAUCGAGGUCAUUGAGAGUGACCUAGUAUUAAUCAGUAGAGCGAGGCUGGAGGUGGAGAACCAGGCCAAGCGAUUAUUGGAGCAAGGAACAGAGAUUCAGAAUCCUACGCAGGUCGGCACAGCUUUGCAGGUCUUCUACAACCUCGGUUGUCUAAAGGAGACCAUCAGUUCUGUUGUGGGGGCUUACCAGACUAGCAUACAUGACAGCAUCAUUGGCGCUCUAGAUAUUAAGGGCCUGACACAGCCAUCCAAUCCCAGAGGUGCCCCCGGAAGAGCCGUUCUCCCAACUCCGGGCAGCACGGCAGCCUUCCGUGCUGCUCUUUGGACAAACCUGGAGAAACUAAUGGACCAGAUUUGUGCUGCAUGCAAACAAGUGCAGCAUCUCCAGAAGGUCCUGAUGAAGAAGAGAGAUCCUGUCAGUCAUAAGUGUUUCAUUGACGAGAUUAUUAAGGAUGGUGAGCCUGACAUACUCUACACCUUUUGGACUGAUGUCACGAACAAAUUAAGAGAAGAAUUUCACAAAGCAACUCAAGCCUCAUCUUUCCUGAAGCAAGCGUUCGAAGGGGAGUACCCUAAAUUGUUGCGACUUUACAAUGAGCUGUGGCGCCGGCUCCAGCAGUACAGCGCCAGCCUGCACGGCUCACUCAUCAACAGCGGCGGCAUGGAUGCCACUCUGGAGCCAGAAACCGAAAGCCUUGACUUGUUCUCUCAAAACAAACAGGACUACAAUCCGGAGAGGGCCCUGAAGGAUUCUCUUCAAGCGUAUGAAGCAGCUUACCUGUCCAAGUCUCUCUCUCGCCUCUUUGACCCCAUCAACCUCGUGUUCCCGAUGGGCGGGCGCAACCCACCCUCCAACGAUGAGUUGGAGAGCAUCAUCAAGACCAUCAGCAGUGAGCUGAAUGUAGCAUCUAUGGAUUCAGACCUCGCGCUUGCUGUUGCCAAAAAUGCUGCCAAGACCGUGCAACUCUUUUGUGUCAAGUCUGAACAGCUGUUGUGUACUCAGAGUGAUGCCAGUCAGGUGAUUGGUCCGUUAUCUGAAGGCCAGAGGAGAAACACUGCAGUCGUCAAUUCACUUUACCGUCUGCAGCAGGCUGUUGCCAAGUUUACUUCUGGUUUGGGGUCAAGUCUGGCAGCUCCGGCAGAGGCCCUCUCUUCUUCUUUGGAGGAAGUGCAGGCACUGAUGAGCAGCGCAGUGCAGCCUCUCUUACAGUCAGUCAGUGAUUCUAUCGAGGCCAUCAUCAUCACGCUACACCAGGAGGACUUCUCAGGCAAGCUCCCCAGCCCUGAUACGGCUGAUGUUGUCUGCUCCCUUUACAUGAAGGAGUUGCAGGGCUUCAUCUCCAGAGUCAUGACCGACUACUUCAGACACUUCGAGUGUACAGACUUCAUCUACGAAAGCACCGAGUCAAUUGCUCAGAGAGCCAUUGAGCUGUUCGUACGGCAUGCCAGCUUGUUGCGCCCACUGGGCGAAGGGGGAAAGAUGCGUCUGGCCGCUGACUUUGCACAAAUGGAGAUGGCUGUGGCUCCGCUAUGCAGGAGAGUGUCUGAUUUGGGCAAACCUUACAGAGUGCUUCGUUCCUUUAGGCCGCUGCUGUUUCAGACAAGUAACCUGAUAGUCAAGAGUCCAGCUGUGGGGGACUUGAUUCCUUACAGCACUGUGCUUCACUUCCUCUUCGCCAGGGCCCCGUCUGAGCUUAAGUCACCUAACCAGAGAGCCGAGUGGUCGGUCACCCGUUACUCCCAGUGGAUGGAUGACCAUCCAUCAGAGAGAGACCGUCUCACCCUCAUCAGGGGCUCUUUGGAGGCGUAUGUGCAGUCUGUAAGGGCUCGCCAGGGGAAGGAGUUUGCACCAAUCUAUCCCAUAAUGCUCCAGCUCUUGCAGAGAGCCACUUCGUCGGAAGGGAAAUGACAACAGAGUGCUUAAAAUGGUUCUGAUCUCCUGUAUUGUAGCUCAACUUCUGAUUUUCCAGUUGACACUGAUGAAAAAUAAAACUGGCCGGAAUGUAAUGGC